This is a messenger RNA of Oryza sativa Japonica Group (Japanese rice), 991 nucleotides long. RefSeq names its product probable E3 ubiquitin-protein ligase XERICO. Gene Ontology annotation, molecular function: zinc ion binding. The record is from RefSeq and is a predicted model, not a curated record. NCBI's taxonomy places the organism in Eukaryota, Viridiplantae, Streptophyta, Magnoliopsida, Poales, Poaceae.
CCACCCCCCAGGCUCUCUCCCACUGUACGCAAACGCUUCCCACCCUCCACUCCUUCGCGUCGAUCUCCCCGGAAGAAUCGUAAAUUACAGAUAGGUCCUCGGAUCGAGCGGGCUGAGAUAUUCGAGGGGGUUUGCUGCAAUUUGUUGUGUUCGUCGGCGGCGAGCGAGAGAGAGAGAGAUGGGGAUCUCCAGCAUGCCGGCGCCGAAGGAUAGCCUCGUGCUGUACGUGCUGUACAACGCGGUGGUGUCGGUGGCGGCGCUGGCCGGCGUGGUGCGGGCGGCGCUGGUGUUCCUGGGGCUCCCCACGCCGCCGUCGCUGCUGCUGCUGCUCGGCGGCGAGGAAGGGGGGGAGGACGCGGCCGUGGCCGUGUCGGUCUCCGCGGCGGCGGCGGCGGCGGGGCCCAGCCUGGCGGACACGUUCAGGGCGAGGUUCCGACCGGCGCGGUUCGGCCACCGGCGCUGCGGCGGCGGCGCGACGGCGGACUGCCGCGUCUGCCUGGUGCGGUUCGAGGCGGAGGCGGUGGUGAACCGCCUCCCCUGCGGUCACAUCUUCCACCGCGCCUGCCUCGAGACAUGGCUUGACUACGACCACGCCACCUGCCCGCUCUGCCGCUCCCGCCUCCUCGCCGACUCCUCCUCGCCGCCGGCCGCCGCCGCCGCCUUGGCCCGGACUUAGCGAGUGGAUUCGAUUCGACUCGAUUCGAUUCUCCGACGAGCCGCCCCGCGCCGGCUACGCGCCACCGUCUCCGGGUGGCCUCCCCGUGUGGGCGUAGGAAACUAGAGAGAGAGCUCUUUGCCUUUUUUGCACUUUCACCCCUCACUUUGUCCCUUUUUUUUCCGUUUCGGGCGGUUUGUGCCUGUACCGUGUAAAUACCUCGCAGCAAGAGAGUGCUCCUACGGGUGUAGCACUUUUUGUGAGCUUUGUGUAUAAAACCUUCUCGGAAUAGCAACCAAAAAAAGAAAAAAUCGCAUUUACACUGUUAUUUAUUUA